AAUACAACACAUUUUAAAAGUAGACCAUCUGUCUGAAUCAAUGAUCAUCAUUCUUCCCCAACCAUGACAACCACCACCAACAAAAGACAAUCAAAUCCUAGAUUCAGAAUCACCCCUUCUUCUUCAACUCAAAAUCAGAAAAUCAAAAAAUACAUCCCCCAUUUCUUCAUUAUAAUCACCAUCCUCUCACUAACUCUCUUUCUAUCUCUAAAACCCACACCCAAAACCCUUCCAAACCCAAACCCCACCUCCCAAUCCAUCUCUCCCAACCUCCCAGAACUCCCCAAAUUCGCUUACUUUAUAACCGGCUCGAAAUCGGAUGGACCGAGGCUGAGCCGGUUGGUUCGGGCUAUAUACCAUCCAAGAAACUAUUAUUUGUUGCAUUUGGAUCUUGAAGCGAGUGAUGGUGAGAGAAUUGAGCUUGUGAAUAAUGUGAAAGGAUUAAAGAAUGUGAUGAUUGUUAAGAAAGCUAAUUUGGUAACUUCAAAAGGGCCUACUUUUAUUGCUUGUAUAUUACAUGGUGUUGCUCUUCUGUUGAAACAAGCUAAAGAUUGGAAUUGGUUUAUUAAUCUUAGUGCUUCUGAUUAUCCCCUUAUGCCCCAAGAUGAUAUCCUUCACAUUUUUUCCUACUUGCCAAGGGAUUUGAACUUCCUCGAGCACACAACCAACAUUGGCUGGAAAGAGUUUCAAAGGGCAAGGCCAAUCAUUAUUGAUCCCGGCUUAUAUCAUUUGAAGAAGUCUGGCGUGUUCUGGGCCAAAGAGAAACGAUCUAUGCCCGCCUCAUUCAAGCUGUUUAUGGGUUCUGCAUGGGUUGUGCUCACAAGGCCAUCUCUUGAGUUUUGCGUUUUGGGAUGGGAUAAUCUCCCACGCACUCUUCUUAUGUAUUACACAAACUUCUUGUCAUCGACCGAGGGCUACUUUCACACUGUUUUAUGCAACCAUAAAGAUUAUCAAAACACAACUGUCAACCACGACAUGCACUAUAUUAAAUGGGACACUCCCCCAAAGGCUUACCCUGUUAAUCUUACAAUAGAACACUUUUCUGAGAUGCUCGAAAGCGGGGCUCCAUUUGGCCAUUCUUUCGCAAAGGAUGAUCCUGUCCUUGACAAAAUCGACAGAGAACUUUUGGGAAGAACUGGGCCUGUGGGUAAAUCAGUCCAACGUAGUGUCAUCUUCCCAGAUGCUAUUAGGCCGUCGAUGAGUUCAAAGAGACUUGAGAAACUUGUAUCUAAUCUUUUAAGCACUGAGAAUUUCAGGCCUAAACAGUGUAAGUAAUAUGGUAUAAAGCAUUGUAAUUGUCCCGAUUCAUGAUCCUUUCUGCUGUAGUUGUGUUUUAGUUGGUGCCGUAAGAAAUUUUGAAUUUGUUCAUAUGAUAGUCAGCCUUAUAUUAA
This is a messenger RNA of Erigeron canadensis, 1391 nucleotides long. Its product is annotated as beta-glucuronosyltransferase GlcAT14C. Gene Ontology annotation, cellular component: membrane. The coding region runs from base 64 to 1275 and encodes 403 amino acids. The transcript has 4 exons. The record is from RefSeq and is a predicted model, not a curated record. Gene Ontology annotation, molecular function: glucuronosyltransferase activity. Lineage: Eukaryota; Viridiplantae; Streptophyta; Magnoliopsida; Asterales; Asteraceae.